Neodiprion virginianus is the source of this 4093-nucleotide messenger RNA. It is a transcript of the gene Gclc, whose product is annotated as glutamate--cysteine ligase catalytic subunit. Gene Ontology annotation, molecular function: glutamate-cysteine ligase activity. Lineage: Eukaryota; Metazoa; Arthropoda; Insecta; Hymenoptera; Diprionidae. The coding region runs from base 328 to 2244 and encodes 638 amino acids. The record is from RefSeq and is a predicted model, not a curated record. The transcript is spliced from 9 exons. Gene Ontology annotation, cellular component: glutamate-cysteine ligase complex. Gene Ontology annotation, biological process: glutathione biosynthetic process.
GCUGAUUUCACAAUCAGUUGUCAUCGCAGGCCCACAUCGAACACGCGGAUUGAAGGAUUUGACAUUUCCGAGGAAAUGAAUGAAACUUUAUUGAUUAAAAAUUCUUUGAUUACCCGAGAGAAAUAUCAGUUAAAUAAACAAGACCUAGCCUUGUAGAAACUGUCUGAUCGAUCGAGGAGCAGGAAAUCCAGUGACUUCCGUGAUAGACUUGCUACAAGUCGGACGGCCUUUCAUUCCUCAUCUACCUUCGACAUAACGUGUACAAAGUUUCGUUGUUCGACUGAGUAAAUUCUUGUAUAUAAGUGUAGAAUAACAAUAACUGGUAAUAUGGGUCUUCUGACAGAAGGAAGUCCCAUGAGUUGGGAAGAGACGAAAAAAUUAUCGGAUCACGUGCGAAAACACGGUAUUGUGCAAUUUAUUAACCUCUACAAAAGAUUGAGAGACAGGCAAGGAGAUGUUCUCAAAUGGGGCGACGAGGUUGAAUAUGUUUUGGUAAAAUUUAAUGAUGAGGAAAAGACCGCGAAGGUUAGCUUACGGGCAGAAGAAAUUCUGACAAUACUUAAUGAAAAAGAGGCCCAAGAUCCGAAUAACGUGAAAUCUUUGUGGAGGCCAGAAUAUGGUGCUUAUAUGAUUGAAGGAACACCUGGUAAACCAUACGGUGGCUUACUAGCACAUUUUAAUGUUGUGGAAGCAAAUAUGCAAUACCGGAGACAAGAAGCAAGCAUGUUAUUACAGCCAGGUGAAACACUGAUGUCAUUAACUAGUUUCCCGAGGCUGGGAGCAGCAGAUUUCACCGAUCCACCGACAAAACCAACUCCAACUAGUGGCGCGUCAAGAAGCUUGUUCUUUCCUGAUGAAGCUAUAUUUCCUGGUCAUCCUCGCUUCAAGACUUUGACGAGAAACAUUAGACUGAGGAGAGGUGAAAAAGUGGCUAUAAACUUACCUAUUUAUCCAGAUGAAAAUGUUCCUCGGACAUUUAAAGAAGAUUUUACGUUAUUGGGAGAUGAUGGAACUAGUGAGCGAGCAGCAAAAGAAAAUCAUGUGUAUAUGGACGCGAUGGGAUUUGGGAUGGGGUGUUGUUGUUUACAAUUAACUUUUCAAGCCUGUAACAUACAAGAAGCACGGACAUUGUACGAUCAACUUACUCCACUAUGUCCGAUAAUGCUAGCUUUGACAGCGGCAAGCCCACUGCACAAAGGCUAUGUAACAGACGUUGAUUGCCGAUGGAAUGUCAUAUCAUGUUCUGUCGAUUGUAGAACAGAGGAGGAGCGUGGGUUGAAGCCACUUAAAGAAAACAAGUUCAGAAUCAGCAAAUCUAGAUACGAUUCAAUCGAUUCUUACCUCAGUGAACAAGGCGAUAAAUAUAACGACGUUCCUUUAACUUAUGAUGAAGAAAUUUAUAAUCAGCUUUUGAAUAACGGGAUUGACAGAUUGCUUGCACAGCAUAUUGCCCACUUAUUUAUUAGAGAUUCAGUAUCGUUAUUUACAGAAAAAGUUCACCAAAAUGAUGAAACCGAUACGGAUCAUUUUGAAAAUAUUCAAUCAACAAAUUGGCAAACGAUGAGAUUCAAGCCACCUCCUCCAAAUUCCCCAAUAGGUUGGAGAGUAGAAUUCAGACCUUGUGAAGUUCAAAUUACAGAUUUUGAAAAUGCAGCCAUAGUUUGCUUUGUAGUUUUACUGACAAGAGUUAUACUUAGUUACAAAUUGAAUUUACUUAUACCCAUCAGUAAAGUUGAUGAGAAUAUGGCUAAGGCACAAAAACGAGAUGCGGUUAAAAAGGAAAAAUUUUGGUUCAGAAGAGAUAUAACAUCUGAUGCGAAGCAAUGCCCAGAUAAUGAAACUGAGUAUACAGAAUUUUCAGUGAAUGAGAUAAUUAAUGGAAAGGAUGGCGAUUUUCCCGGUCUAAUACCAUUAGUGAAUUCUUAUUUAUCCAGUAUGGACGUAGAUGCUGAUACACAUUGCACAAUUCAAAGGUAUUUGAAAUUGAUUCAGAGAAGAGCUUCUGGCGAACUCAUGACAACUGCGGCGUGGUUGAGAAACGAAGUGCUCACGCAUCCAGAAUACAAACAAGACUCUGUUAUAACACAACGGAUCAAUUACGACUUGCUGAAAAAAGUUCAUUUGGUACAAACGGGUGAAUUAUCAUGUCCCAAACUUCUUGGACCAUGUACAAUCUCGAAAACUACUGAAACCAUACCAGCAGCGGUGGCUAAAGCAGAAAAAUGUUCAACGCCAGAGUGUUGAGUGUUACAUCCAAGUAAAAAAUGUAGCAUUUUUGUUUACCUAUUGUUUACCUAUUACGUAUUAUCACUAUUCUUUAAUUUUGUUAUUUUACUUUAAAGGGAAACAACUGAUACUUGAAAUAUGUAAACAGUACUUACGCAUUGCAUAAGGUACACAAACAGUAUCGUAAGUAAUAAAAUAUUUUAUUAACACAUAAUGCUAAUGUGUCAACUUUGAAGGAGAUUCAGGUGAAAACUUGUGUACUUAGAUAUUUCGUUUGGGGAAUGCCAUUGUUAAAAUUUUUCUGUAAUACUGGAAUCACCCUCUUCAUCUUAGAUAAUCCAAUGGUAAUAGCAUAAAUUAUAUUUUUUUAAUUGACAUUGAAGUGGGUAGUACUGAUAAAAUUCCAUGUAACUUGUUUUCAACAAAUUGAUAGAAUAAUUAUGGUGCUUUUAUAGAUAGAGGCAAUGAAGUACAUGCGUAGAAAUAUGGUACUGCUACAUUGUAUCUUACUCUUUCUUGUAAUUUUAUUAUAAUUCAUUACACAUCAGUAAUACUAUACAUGAUUAUCAAGGCUACGGAGUUUCUACACUAGAGCAAAGUGCAUCUGUAUAUAUACAUAUAUUAAUCUAUAUAAUUGAACUUAGAGGUGUUGAAAAUUAGAAAUAACAAAGCCUACUCUAGAAAAUAAUUAGAUCUCAUUUUCUUUCGAUUUACUCAAUUUCAAAUAAUUAUAAUCUUACAAUUGUACACACUUGGACUUAUUUCAAAUCAUUUUCAAUGGCGAUGUAUCUUUUGAAAAGUUUAAGAAGUAGGUAUGAUUGAAUACCAACAUGGACUGUGAAAAAAUUCAAUUACUCUGCUAGAAGUGUACAUAGCAAGAUACAAAAUGAUUACUUACUUUCAGUCUAUUUUAGUGUCGUUUCACUUUCACCAAUCCUUUAAUUGGUCAGGUUUGAAAAAGUUAAAUUUGUUAAAGAUGCUAUUGACGUCUUUAGUACACAGCAAACUUUCUUCAGUCCCAAAAACAAAUAUAUAAUGCACUAUUCGUAAAUAAUUCACACACUUCGUAAAUAUUGCGAUUAUAAAAAAUUAUCAUUUAUUGUUUUCUUACCAAUGACAGUUUUGCAAAUAUCACAGCAGUAGUAUUCAAGUUGAAACUAUAACUACUAAGAGAACAUUACGCAUUUCUUUUUAAAAAAACGUUAUUGCUGGCAAAAAAAUUUAUCUUUGAUUAUAUCCGAGAUUUGAUGACAGUAACGGAAAAUUCUGAAUUAGGCUAACAUUACUAACAAUAUGAUAAAGAGUAAAAUCUCUGAGUUGAAAAUCUCCAGAUUUUUCCUCAGUUCCCCUUUGUUAUCUUAAAUUGUUAACAGCACUCUAUGUACACGUAGUCAUUCCAUAUGAUACAGAGAACAAAUAUUAUCAUAUAUUAGAUCUUUGAAUUUAGUGAAAAACACAUGGGGUAUCAUGAUUAUUUUUACCCAUCUGUUUUGAAAACUAGGCUUUGCCAUUAAAGAAAGUGUAUUUUUCGUUAGACUGUUUGUGCCCUGUUAGAUUUUUAGUAUUACGUCACAAAAUGGAGUCAUUCCACAUGAUACAUUAAGAAAACAGAGUCCUAAUUUGUGCAACGAAAGUUAGUUGAAAUAAAAAUCAGACAAGUAUUGCACAAAAUGUUGUCAUACGUAACAUCAAGAUUUUUGACAUCUAAUUUUCGUUGCACCUUCUAUUAUUUACAAUUGCCACAUAUGGGGUGUUUCGAAAAUAUGAUACAACAAAUUGUAAUUUAGUAUAAGUAGAACAUGUACGAUCAUUCUAUAGAAUUUUUAUACACGCUUGUUAUGUUUAUGAAAUAUACUAUUAUUUUGUA